This is a messenger RNA of Mycosarcoma maydis (corn smut), 1401 nucleotides long. RefSeq lists its product as uncharacterized. The transcript has 2 exons. The coding region runs from base 1 to 1401 and encodes 466 amino acids. Lineage: Eukaryota; Fungi; Basidiomycota; Ustilaginomycetes; Ustilaginales. The record is from RefSeq and is a predicted model, not a curated record.
AUGAGCGCAGUCCAGCGCAAAAAGUUUACCCAGCGUAACGUCUUCUAUCUCCGCGCUUCACCGUACGUCGUGCUGCAAAGCAUCCUCUACCUCGACUACCGCCAUGUGGAAUGGAUGAACCUAAAUCCCGAUAUCCUCAACCAGGUACUCUCCAUAUUGCGGACAAGAAUCAUGCCCAAGCUGCGCAAAGAGUCCGACUCGUCAGGAAAGCUUUCGGCAAUGAGCAAAAAGGAGCGAGUCGAUGUCUACUCGGAUCGCGAUUUUCAGGUAGCAUACUUUUUCAGAAGGAUGGAUGAUCGGCACUCAGUGCUUCUCAAGGAGAAGAGUCUGGUGUUUCCAAACGAUCCUAGUUUAGGUGAAGUUAAAGUUGAAGAGGAGGGAAAUGCGAAUCUUCACGCACCGAUCCCAAGAGCGGCCGCGGCCCCAGCUUCGAAGAGAACAACUGUUGUAGGUCACCAAGAUGGCGAGAGCAGUGUGCAACCAAUGCGAAUCAAAGACUCUCCAGAGGCUCAGGGAGCGAUUGGAUCUUCGUUGGAUUCAAGAACGGCUGUUCUUUCCGGUGCUGAUGACAGUACGCUUUUCAGAGGGGUGGCUGAGGAGGAAGAUCAAGAAGCAUUGACAAUGCCGCCACCAGCGACCACUAGCACAAGGCGAACAAGAGCUAACAUCAAUGUAGAGAAUGAACCAAGUCGGCGAUCAAAACGAUUUCGCUCUAAAGACCCUGUCAAUGUCAAAUCAGAAGCUUCUGCCGCAUCAGGAGCGGAUGACUCAAUACAAGAAACGGGCUCCUCGAUCCAGCAAGGAGAAACUGAUUACGAAAUGAGUGGCGGUGACGAAGCCAUCAUCAUUACGGAAGAGGACGAGGAAAAGAUGAAGCCAAAGCUGCACGUCAAAUAUGCUGGUUUCAGAAUUUUCGGCAAGCUUCUAGUGCUUGUGGUGGAGCCGUCGAAGCGCGCACUUGCUGCUCACCCUGAGCUCUUUGGAGAAAAGAGGACGACCGAGAUUCGCCAGCUCUCAGUGGCGCCGCGGUCCAUGACUCCUGGUCUAGCCAACAAUCGAUCGGGGUCGGUGCAGGGCCGAUUCACUUCACUUGAGCCAGCGGGGCGAUCAAGCCGAAAUGCGAGUGUGGGCCGAGGCACCACUCCGCUGUUCCGAGGUGCGACACCUGCUGAGAGCGAAGCGGGAGGCACACCUGGCCCAAUUCGAGACUCUGCAACGCCAGCGUCACGCGGUUCCAGUGCGCUCGAUAACGAUGCGAUAGGUAUGGUGGAAGGACAGAAGGGUGAGGCAGAGAACGAUGGACCAACGAUCGGUGAGCUGGAGGGCAUUGAGAUGGCAACGCAGAUGCUCGAGAGAGAAGGGCAGACGAUGGGUGGUAAUGAUCUCGACGAUGAGGAUUGA